CUAUAAUGAGACCUUUAUUAUUACAUCAAGAUUUUAGCAGAGUAGCUUAUACUUACACAGCUUCUAGCAAUUGGCAUCGCUGUCCCAUGACUCUGAUUUCCCUGCUCCCAAAAAGCUCAUUGCCUUCCUCUUUGGGGACCCUCAGGUCCCCAAACCAGGCUUGGAGCAGAGGAUGUGCAGCAACCGGGGAGCCUCGGGGUAUUGGAGCCACUCAGCUCUCAAAGGGACGUGCUGCAGCCACCAUUCUCCCUGGUGCUGUAUUCCUAUCCCAAACCCCAAAUUGCUAAUUGAUCCGCCCCAUUAGUUAAUUGAUUUAUAGCUAUUAGAGACUAUAAUUAGCCAACCAGCUGGGAAGCUGUGUGUUAUCUGCCCGGUGGGAGCAGCCUUGAGAAGCAGUCAUCUCUGAGGGGCUGCCCCAUCCCUGCGAGCAGCGCCGCUUGGUUGCAUCUUUGGAGGAUUUUACUCCACACUUUUUGCUUUCCCUUUUAUCUCCUCUUUUGCUGACAUCUGGCAUCCGCGAGCUCACCUCAAGCCUCCCUCUUCUCCCUUAUCUCCUCCCGCGUUCCUGCAAGGUCACAAACUCGCCUUCACGCUCCCCCUGUCCACGCAGGAGUUUCCGAUGCUGGGCUGACCAGCUUGGACCAGGUUGUUAUCAAAGCGUUCCCAGCCAGCAGCAAAGCCUCCCACUGCUGUCAGCGCCUAACACAAGGCAGAUGUUACAUGAAAGUGCUGGAGGGGCUGGGUGAGAUGUCCGUACCUUGUACUUACAACUUCCUGGGAGUGCUGCUUCCAUAGGAAUGCAGGGAAAUAAGGAGGAGGGGACGCUGGAGGUGCCUGGCAGAGGCACCCAGUGCCUGGCUGCUCCAGGAGGCCUGGCCAUGCGUCGGACCAACACUGGGCUCCAUCCCUAGGGCUGCUGCCAGCGUUAGGAGGUGACCGGACACCGCAGCAGCUCCAGCAGCACGUUGGCCACCGGCCACCCUGGUGCUGGAGCCACCGUGCCGCAGGAGCAGCUCCUCGUUGGCAAAGGUGGGUGCGAUGGCAGCGUCCCUUCCUGGUGGGCCCUGUCCUGCCGGGGCCACCACCCUGCUCUUCCACUUCCCCUCCUCGUCCCUGCAGGCUGUGCUGCAGCCCCUGAGGGGUGCGGGGGCUGCUACCCCAAAUCCCUCCAGGAUAAGGCUGGGAGCAUCCCAGGGACUGCGUGGCUGAUGCAGGUGGUGAUGGAGCUGGGUGGAAGGAGGUGCUGGGGUAUGGGCUUGCAAGUGUGGUUGCAGGGGUCCCCCUUGCAUGGGUGCUCUAUGCCUUGGGGGUGCUGGGGCCCCCCUUGCACGGAUGCUCCAUGUUCUGGGGGUGCAGCCCCCCUCCUAUUGCAUGGAGGGCACGCAGCACGGGCUGCAGCACUGAACAGGGAUGCAGUUCGCAGGUCUUGCAUCAAGCUGCGCUUUAAAGCCGGAUGUGCUGAUGGAGCUGGGAUAACCGAAGGAAUUUGGCUGUGCCUGUGACUCUGAGGGGCGGGACAUCAAGUACUCUGAAGAGCUCCAGGGGAACUCCCCGGGGGAUAAUUAGCACCUGGCUGCAAUCAGCAGCCGCCUGCCAUUGGUUUGCAUGGAGCCGGAGUUGGGGCGGGGAGGUCCGGCAGCCCCGGGGGCUCCAUCCCGGCUCCUCAGUGCUUCAUUUCUCCGGGCAGGCGAGCUGCUUUCCAGGGCUACCUGAGACUGUGCUGCCAGGUAAAGCUCCGACGUGUUCUUCCCUUCGCUCUGGUGCUGCGCAGGGUGCUGAUCCCUCCAGGGCCCUUCUCCUCGCUGGGACCGCGGCCAGGAGGAGCUUUUGUCAGGAUGUUCUCACCGAUGGGCUGCAGGAGAGGCUUCCCCAGGCCGCCCGGUCCAUGGCAGGCUGGACCACCACCACCCCGACCUUACAGCCCCCACGAUAUGUGGGACGAGAUGCCCCCACACAGGAGAGGCAGAGGCCAGUGGUGCCCGCUUGGUCCGUGGGAGCCCAGACCCUUCCCUGGUCCUGCUGACUUCCAUGUGAACGAGGAGGACAGGGGAUGGGCACCCAACGACUGCCUCCCACCACCAUCCUGGCACAAUGAAGAAUGUGACCAAGGACCUGAGGAGUGCUUCGGAGAGGGCUGGUACUCGCCCUGGCUCUGUGAGCCCAGACCCUUCCCUGGCCCUGAUGACUUCUAUGGGAAUGAGGAGGACAGGGGAUGGACACCCCAUGACUGGUCGCCUCCGCGCCGCUGGGACAAUGAAGAAUGUGACCAAGGACCUGAGGACUGCUUUGGAGAGGGCUGGUUCCCGCCCUGGCCCUGUGACCCCGGGCCGUUCCCUGGCCCUGCUGACUUCUAUGGGAAUGAGGAGGACAGGGGAUGGGCAUCCGAUGACUGGUCCCUUCCAUGCUCUUGGGGUGACAGAGAUGACAGAGGACCUGAGGAGUGCUUUGGAGAGGGCUGGCACCUGGACCUGAUGCCACCGGGCCCCGACAGCUCUGCCUGGCCUGAAUUCCAAAACGAGGAGCAGCACCCACCCUGGCCCCCCGGCCGCCUGGCAGGGGAGCGCGGUGGCUUCCAGGAUGGCUGCGGGUCCUGGGGCUACCGCGGCCUGCCUAGGAAACGCCGCCAACGCCUUCGCCGAGGCUACCGAGAGUUACCCAUGGUCCAGCGCCCGCCAUGUUUUUGGCCCAGAGGGUAUCGGCCGCCCUCCCAGUCGUCUCCCUUCUCUGGGAUGAGCCAGCCAGCAAUCAAAGAAGAGCCGCAGCACCUUGAUCCUCCCAGGCCACUUGUUUCCUUCAAAGCUGAUGCACAGAGCAGGGAGCGGCCGGCUCAGGGCCUGCCAGCAACCAGUGGGAAGGUCCCGGAGCACCUCAGAGCCACCUGCACCCCUCAGAAGAGCCUGGCCACUGAUCCCCAGGCUGUGAUAGAGGCUGUGGAGCCAGAGCAGGCAGCAGGAGCAACGCUGGUAGAGCCAUGCAGCCAAAGCAUCCCUGAGGCUGGUGCUGGGUCACAUCCCUGCAGCCCCACAGCCCCUCCGGAGCCUGCUGAGCCGUCCCAGGGCCAACAGUGCAGGGCAGAAGCUGCCAGUGCUGGGGUCCCACCAGGAGGUACCACGGAGCCUGAGGUACAACCCAGAGAGGCAUCCUCCGAUACCUGCACCAAACCAGAGACCUCACCAGGGAGCCAGCACCCUCCUGGGUCCAGUGAGGUGAAACCGGCUGCAGGCGGCCAGCUCAAGCUCUGCUCCAGGCUCCCAAACCCACCCCCCCCAGCCUGCACGGACCUCCGCUCCGCUGCUGUCCUUGCCAGGAAGGAGGAGAUCGAGCUGUCGUACCAGCAGUUCAGCCUGACCAUCGCAGUGGUGGCCACAAUGCUGCUGCAGAAGGAGCCCUCCAUGGAGGCAGCGCUGGGGCUGGCGCUGAGGGCGAACCUGCGCCAGGGCCGCAUCCAUCACCUCCAGGAGCUGGAGGACUUCAUCAACAGCUACGACUCGGCCACCCCGAGCCGCUGAGGGUGCUGAGCCCUCACGUCAGGGUGUUAUGGACAUGUUGGUGCUGUCCCACCAUCUCUCAGGGAGGUGGAGGAGGAGGGGGGUGCUUAGUUUUAGCCCUGCCCUGUGCGGGGAGGCCUCAGUGUUUGCUCUUCUCCACCCCAGCUCCUCACUCCACUCCUGCUUCAUGGGGAUAUGCCCUGAAAUCCCAGGGUUGUUCUUUGAUUUAAAUCUAAAUUAAACCAGUUGUGAUCUUUGCA
Messenger RNA from Strigops habroptila (Kakapo), 3748 nucleotides. Its product is annotated as basic proline-rich protein-like. The record is from RefSeq and is a predicted model, not a curated record. Lineage: Eukaryota; Metazoa; Chordata; Aves; Psittaciformes; Psittacidae. Gene Ontology annotation, biological process: negative regulation of DNA-templated transcription; protein localization to heterochromatin; negative regulation of gene expression, epigenetic. The transcript is spliced from 14 exons. The coding region runs from base 1836 to 3509 and encodes 557 amino acids. Gene Ontology annotation, cellular component: nucleoplasm.